GUCUUUGACAUUUGCAAAUGAGGACAUUUCAAGUUGGAUCUUCCUGAGGAGCCAUCAUUGUUUUGGGGUUUUAUCAAGAGGGGAUAUAUUUUGAUUGUUACAAACUUUUGGAAAAGGCCAAUGGGUGCCAAGGUUACCAUCUGCUGCUGUCAGUAUCUGAAACACAACAGGGAAGAGAAGAAUGCUAUUUUACGUAUGCGCACCACUACAGCUUCCAAACAACCAGUGCAGUUAUCCAGUGAGUCCAGUGACAGUGACAUAGAAGAGGAGAGCCUUUUUGGGCCACAGCCUUCGAGAAGGAGGCCACGGAACAACCAGCCAAGCCAGAGGAGCACAGUGGAUCUGUGGGCCAACACAGGCAGACCCUGUGAGUCUCCCAUCAGGAGAGGAUCGGACAGAGAGUUACAGGCUUUUAUCAGCAUGAGAGACCAGACUGACAAGGCUACAGAGGAAUGGGAGAAGCUGAAUUACGACAUACACACUUUACGCUACGCCAGACGAGAAGUCAGAUCUCGAUGGAGGAAAAUCCUGCUGCAGCUAGGUUAUCAGUGUGAGGUGGACGCCUUGCUGUGUGUGAACAGACAGAGCUGGUUGAGUCGAGAUGAGGAGCAUCUUAACAAAGCCACUGACCUGUUGAAAGAGCUGCUGGACCACACCUCUCUGUUUCCUCCAGAAACUGAGCAGACCAAAUACCUUUGUGUCAUGGACCGGCUGGUGUCACUGGACAGUGCUGAGGACUUUGUCAGACUGGCCAAAGAAAAAUAUCCCAAGAAAGAAGGCUGAGAGACAGUGACAGAAAAAUAAGACAGAAAAAUUGGGAAAGAGGAAAAAGAAAAAUGUUUAAAAUGUUAAAACACUGUACAAGUAAACUUGUAAAUACAAUUUAAUCACAGUUUAACAUUCAUUUGAUUGUAGAUUAAAAUGAAAUUCUAAUGGCAGUUCCACUGUGUAUUGGUAAGUUGCACAGAUAAUGCUGUAUGCAAGCACUGUUAUUAUUUAUUCAUUUUCUUUUAAAAGUAGAAGUUUCACUCUUCUCAUGUUUCUGUUGCACUGAUACUAUGUUGCUCAGCUAAGGAGGAUUGCCCUGCUAAUAAGCAAUGUCACAGGUGAAGAUACUUCUGGUUAAAACAUGUUUUGUUUUUUGUGCUUGUUUUAAUUUAAUUUAAAGUAUUGUAGGUAUAUGCACAUCCAAUUAAAAAAAAGUUACAAAAAAAUGAAUUAAAUGAGAAAAUGAGAAAUACCUCUGCAGAUACAAAGAUGUAUUAACGUCUAUA
Molecule: messenger RNA, 1274 nt
Organism: Epinephelus moara (kelp grouper)
Lineage: Eukaryota; Metazoa; Chordata; Actinopteri; Perciformes; Serranidae
Product: melanoregulin-like
Exons: 5
Coding region: 121-783 (220 amino acids)
Biological process (GO): melanocyte differentiation; melanosome transport
Cellular component (GO): melanosome
Source: RefSeq, a predicted model, not a curated record